This is a messenger RNA of Pan troglodytes (chimpanzee), 1976 nucleotides long. RefSeq lists its product as uncharacterized. The record is from RefSeq and is a predicted model, not a curated record. The transcript has a single exon. NCBI's taxonomy places the organism in Eukaryota, Metazoa, Chordata, Mammalia, Primates, Hominidae. The coding region runs from base 1 to 393 and encodes 130 amino acids.
AUGUGCACCCCGGACUCCGGGGCUCACGGAUUGAUGAGUUUCCUCAACGCUAGCGUCCGCUCGCCAGCCUCUCCCGCCCCCUGCCGCCCCUACCUUCCCCCUCCCAGACCCAGGCUCCGCGGGGAGGCGCAGGGGGCGGGCGGCGGCAACGCGGAAAGAAGGAAAAGGAGAGCAGGGAGGAAAGGACCGUCCCCGGAGAGAAGCCCGCUCCAGCUGCAGCCGCUAGCCCCCUCCCUCUUUCCCGCCCCACAAACGCGGAGAUGGCGGCGGAAGCGGCGAAAAGAAGCGCCGGUUCUCCAGCGCCACUUGGCGCUCCAGCACCGCCCGCCACGAGCAGGAGGAGACAGCGGCGGCGCAGCGGCCGCUGGGUCAAUAGGCGCCCGCAGCCCCUGAGCCGAGCGGGCGGCUGGCCCCGCCCCCUCCCGACGCUCCGAGAUGAGGGGGCGGGCCCCACGGCGCCCAAUCACAGCGCGUCGCCCGGCGGGCCCGCCCCGCGCCUGCCUCCCAGUGUCCCGGCGAUAGGAAGACCUCACAGGGCUCUUGUGACCUGGCAGGCAGCUUUCUGGGAGUUGAGGCCUUCGGGGGCGUUCAGACGCCAGCACCCCCACGUCCAACAGGGGUUGAGCUUACACCCCACUUCCCUUUGUUGCCCAGGUUUCCUAUCCUUGGACACUCGGGCCUGGCGUGCCUGGAAGAGUACUUGGUGAAGGGCUGGAGGAAAUGCAAGAGAAGAGGGCUUGCACAUUCUCUUCGGGCUCACUAUUUCCUCUUUUGGUGACAGCCUGUUAAAACCUGGGGGAAAGGAGACUGACAAAGGGCCGUCCAGGCACAUGUAGAAACAUCUGACUACGAAAUCCAUGAGUGUAAUCUGAGAAGUGAUGCUUCUGUCAGUUAUUGAUUUAUUGCCUCUCAGCUCCAAAUUCGCCCUUUUUGACUGCACUGUAAAAACGGAUCUGAGCCUUUUAAACAGUUUUUCGUUUGCCUUCUGGGACUGAAGCUUUAUCAGUAGAGGGCGCUGAAGAGACAUUACAGAAAAAAAGGAUUUUGCUUCCUGAUUUCUGUGUAUUGAUAAGCUUUUGCAGCAUACCUGGCUUUCUCCACUGCCAAGGUCCUAUAGUGCUCAGUAACUAGCAAUUUCCUCUCACAUGCCCAACUCUAGGAGCUUUGUAGAGGAGGUGAGACACUACGCCAAACUUCCCUGGCACCCUAGAGGCAUUUGCAGCAAGUUGCAGAGGGCACAUCUUCCACAAGCUUUGCAGACGUAGCCCAAUGGUGACUUCUCUGCCAUUCAGUGAGCCAGGUCAUACCCUCUCCAAAAACGUCUAGAUCUUAGCCCUGGGAGGAAUUGGGGAGGUUCUUCAUUGGGCACUCUGUCUCUCAGCCCAAGAGUUAGUUAUAAGGUUAGCUCCUUAUAGCUGCUGUUGCUAUAUUCUUUAAAGUUCUCUUCUUGCUAGUGAAUCCUUCAUUACUCUAAUCCUCUAUUAUAGUUAACAAUUCUUUUUAUUAAGCCUUCCCUGUCCCGGGAGUAGUCCCAAGAAAUAGACCUGCAAAGAUGGGAUUAAAGGUCAGUUUGAUUGAGGUUUUGAGCUUCAGCUCCUUGCCAAAGGGAAAUGUAAUUCAUGACAUGCUGGGCAUCUCAAUUAAGCAAUUACCUGUGGUUGAUCCUGAUGAAGUGCCAACUGAGGCCUGUGCCUUGGGGCCCCAAGUGGCUGCUACACUUGACUGCUAUGGUUAUAAAGAUGACUAGAAAGACUGGUGUGGGAUGGAUUCUUUUGCGUGCUUUUAGUGGUUAUAAAGAGAAAUGACAAGCACAGGUUUUUUAACUCUCAGAGUUAUGGUAUGAGAACCAGAGAUAUUCUGUAGAAUUCCAAAAGCUCUGGUUUAUUGUAGCAACAAGAAUUAUGCUGAGAAUCAAACAAAAUUUUAAUUUUCAUGUUACUGAAUUAUAACUGCUAUUAAAUUCACACAUAUUCUGA